Messenger RNA from Zea mays, 5068 nucleotides. RefSeq names its product cytosolic isocitrate dehydrogenase [NADP]. The coding region runs from base 1112 to 1774 and encodes 220 amino acids. Gene Ontology annotation, cellular component: mitochondrion. Gene Ontology annotation, biological process: NADP+ metabolic process; isocitrate metabolic process. The record is from RefSeq and is a predicted model, not a curated record. The transcript is spliced from 12 exons. Lineage: Eukaryota; Viridiplantae; Streptophyta; Magnoliopsida; Poales; Poaceae. Gene Ontology annotation, molecular function: isocitrate dehydrogenase (NADP+) activity.
GACGUGGCCUAGGGGCAAACUUAGCCUAUAGAUGAAGAAACUUGGAUGGUUUCUAUGGACAGCUUCAGGGAUACAUGAAACAUUGGAACAUGUUGCGACUGGCGAGAGUUCAAGGACUAACUACUAAGGUUAUUCUGCUGAAUUCUAUUGUUGCUAACGAUGAAUCUUGCCCUCAACAAACAAGUAGUAGAGCUCUGCAAUGUCGUGGGUUCGUGUGAGAGAACAAGGGAGAGAAACCGGAUGGAAAGCACGAGAUGAUUCCUUAUCUGUUCGUACCAGCUUGAGUGAGACCACCACAGGUGUCGAGGCUUAUCCCGAGAGGGGCCAUGGUGACUCAUCGUUUUCCAUCGAGUGGCAGUGGGGCACCUCCUGCUUUGUCGCUUUGGAUGCGGAUGCAUGUACUCUUGUCCACUUCUCCACCUCUCCUUUUCUCUCUUUUUUGCAGUGUUCAGACUAAAUUAUGGUGAUGGUUGACACCGAUAAUUGGUCGUACUCGAGUGAUGACAUGAUAAUACUAGUAUAUUAUCUUGGGAUUUGUGACUGUUAACUUGAUUCUCUUUCUCGUUCUUUUGUUGUUUUCGAUACAUCCUCUGAUCCUCAUGUUGAGACUUGACUAGGUCAUACGCAUAAGUUUCUGCAAUUCUGUUCAUAUACCGUACGGGGUUGCUUCCUGCUUUGAUCCUUUGCUAGCUACUCGUACUGUACCACCGUGCCCAGCGAGAAACCAGAGAUGAACAAGCGAUUCAAUUCAAUCCUAGACGAGCUUGUCUCGUAGUCUACCGUGCUGUCAAGGCUCAAUAUGAGGAUCAGCCAGGACAGCCAAACAGCAACUGAAAGAAGCGCACAUACGUACGUAGCCGUUUGUUUAUCUUUCGAACAAAUUUACAUGUCAGAUUUUAGCUUUUGUAGCUUCAGACGAGCAUCCAUCCAAUCCAUGAACACGAGGUUCCGUAGAGGAGUCUCGGAGCUCAGUGAGAAGCCGAGAACAGUAGCAGGUGUUGUCGGCCACUUAGCAACCUCCAAGGCACAGUCAGUUGUAGACCUGCCCUGCGGCACUAGCCACCUCUGCCGCGGCUUCAGAGCUUAGCUCGGUCCCCAGCAGCUGAGGAACAUGAUCAUCCUUAGCGACUCCUCGGCGCCGCCGCCGCCGCCGAUCUUGCCGGCCGCCGACAACCGCAACGCGCCCCGCUUCGCGGCCGAGGAGCAAGGCUUGGCCACCUGCUCCUUGAGCUCGAUGGCGGCGCCCAGCGUCACCGCAAUGUACGCCUUGUUCGCCACCGCAAACCUCAUCCUCUUUUUUUUCCCUGCGUUCCGAAGAAACUACGACUCUGCCUGGACUCUCAAGAACGUCAGUGCGCAUGCAGCUCGGAAAACAGGUGGCCGAGCGGACCACUGGUUCCGUCAAACAGGGAGCUCGUGCAGGCACCGAAUCCAUGGCGAUGAGAUGACCAGGGUAUUCUGGCAGUCUAUCAAGGACAAGCUUAUCUUCCCAUUUCUGGACCUGGACAUCAAGUACUAUGAUUUGGGGAUACUGCACGGUGAAGCAACUGAUGACAAGGUCACAGUGGAGGCUGCAGAGGCUACUCUCAAGUACAAUGUGGCUAUUAAGUGUGCGACCAUUACUCCAGGUGAAACUAGAAGAACGUAUGAAGCUAGACUUGUUGCAAUUUAUAGACAUGUAAGAGAGGAUGGAGUUGAGGGACAACCUAUUUCUGUUUCAACAGAACAAUUUGCAAACUUUGAAUGGCAACCAGUUAUCUGGAUCUUUGCCUGAUGAGAUUGGUUACCAGAUGAACUUUAACAGAUUAGAAAUAAAAUAUAACAACAUAUCAGGCCCAUACCUAACACUUUUGCCAACUUAACAAGAAUUAAACAUCUGUUAGUGUCGAGUAUCUUUAUUUUCUGCCCAUCCCUGAUGCUUCUGAUUUGUAAAAUUAGUAAAUAAUUCUGGUUCCAAUUUUACCUUUUAGUCACAUGAAUAAUAACUCAUUACAAAUCCCAUCUGAGUUGUCCAACUUGCCUUAACUCCUUCAUUUGUAAGUAGACCUCAACUUUUUCUAAUAUUUUCUAUUUUGCAAGUUGCAGAUGACUUGUAAGUUGACAUGUCUUGUGCUGUGAACUUGCAGCCUUGUUGAUAACAAUAAUUGAUCUGGGCCUCUUCCACCAGAAUUAGUAGAUACACGUAGUCUUCUUGCUAUCUUGACUGCUGAUAAUAACAACUUCAGUGGAAGCUCCAUCCUGCUGAAUACAACAACAUACAAACACUUCUAAAGCUGGCGCGCUCCAGCCUCCAGGCCGCCGCUGCUCCAACCCUCCUGCGCCGCCCGUCCGGCGCCGCCAGGCCCGCCUCUGCGUGCCGCUGCUCCAGGCCGCCGCCGCUCCAGUCAGCUGCUCUCCAGGCCGUCCUCCCUCCAGGCCGCUGCUCUCCAGGCCGCUCCAGGCCGCUGCUCUCAAGGCCGUCCUCCAGCCCCGCCUCAGAGCCUCUGCGUGCCACCGCUCCAGGCCGCCGCGCUCCAGGCCGUCCUCCCUCCUGCGCCGCCUGUCCGGCUGCCAGCCCCUCCAGCCCCGCCUCUGCUGUCCCACUGCGGCAGGACUACAGAGUACAGAGACUGACUGUCCCACUGUUUGGUAUUUGACUUGAUAUAAUUGCCUGAAAUUAUGAUAUAUUGAAAUUUCCCUAUGUUGUUUAAAACUACAUUUAAACUUUGUUUAAACCGUUUAAAAGUUAAAACUUACCCAUGAGCGUUUCAACGUUUCGUCGUUUUAAUAACCUUGAUUAAAAGUGUAGGCAUUGGUGAGUACAAACCUAAGGUUAAAAGAAGAAUAUUUUGAAUAAAAGUGUUUGUAUUUGCCAAAUGGCUUAUGCUUUUAGUUGAGAUAGGUAGUAUAUCAAAGUUCAGGGCAUCACAUAGAUAAGAACGAAUUUGCUCCGUGUGCAACAAAAAGCUCGUUUUUACACUGACUCCUCUUCUAUUGCAGCCUAUAGCUGCCAAAUAGUUGGAUGCAACUGGUCCAUUUAUCUGGAAAUAUUUAUAUUUAAAAAAAUAUCGAAAAACAUUACAUUUAAAAUUUUAUAGGUAGUCUUCUUUCAUUCUGUGGAGAUCAUUUUCACUGAUAACUGAAACAACAAUUACUUCAUUAUAUUCAUUCAAGGACAAGCACCACACAAUCAACAUCAUGUUUAAACUCAAAUCAAGACGUGUUGAGUAAACCAUCCUUUUACAUGUUACCAGGAGUCUAAGAAACUAUAGUUUGGGUUGUUCCAGAUUUGAGUGUCAUACCUAAAUUUGGGUACUUGUAAGUCCAGAUUAAAUGCAAUGUUUCCUUUCUCGGUUUUUGGACAUCUUACAAUCAUAAAUUAUCCUUUUACAUUAACUUGCAGCCUUUCAAAAACAUAUGUUUUCCCAAUAUUAUUUAUUAAAUGCUUUUAGUAUUGUAUCUUCAUUUUAGAGUGAGAAAUCCGCUACUCAAUUCACAUCAGGAUAUUAGUUGUCAAAUAUUUUAGUACUAAUAUUGAGGGGGAUGGCGGAGGGCAUUGCGCUGCGGGGUUACAUCGCCGUCACCUUCGACAUGCGCGACAUAGGUGGGUCCACAGGGCGGGUGUCGCUCACGUGCUCCAUCAAGAACAUCGAGUGAGGUGGUGUGCUGCUGCUCUAAAGAAGGGAGGAGAGGAAGUAGCGACAAUGUCGCCAAGACCACCUGGCGCGAUGUCUCCUACCAGAUCACCAAGAUCAACAUGUACAAGGAUGGUCGGCAUGUACAAGAUAUGCUUAAGGUGAGGUUGUAAUUCAGGAUGUGCAUAUAUUUCUUGGGCUUGAAUUUGUUUAAUCUAAAUAGAUUAUUUUUUAUCCAAUCCAAAUUUCCAAUGACUUGCCAUAUCAUUAGCAUCAGAGGCUCCAUAAAGCAGCUCUGCUAGAAUUAACUGAUUCACUGUCAAGGUCAAACAUCACUAUGAUAUUGCUGAGAUGGUCCAAUCAGUGACAAUGCUGGUGGUAUUGUUGAGAUGGCAGGAAUGAGCCACAAAAUCUGAGAGAACUUAUGCUCUUGGUGCUGCUGACAACACAACUGUUGCUAUUAGAAAGGGAUUUGCCAUUGGUUCAGGUGCUCUUGUGUCCCUGGUGCUGUUUGGUGCCUUCGUUAGCAGAGCUGGAGUGAAGGUUGUCGAUGUUCUCUCCUGAAGGUUUUCAUUGGUUUGAUUGUUGGAGACAUGUUUUUGUACUGGUUCUCUGUCAUGACCAUGAAGAGUGUUGGAAGUGUCGCCCUAAAGAUGGUGGAGGAGGUUCGCAGGCAGUUCAACACCAUUCUUGGGUUGAUGGAGUGAACAAGCAAGCCUGACUAUGCAACCUAUGUGAAGAUUUGCACUGAUGCUUCUUCCAUCAAGGAGAUGAUUCCUUGGGGUGCUCUGGUCAUGCUGACUCCCUCAUUGAUGGAACCUCUUUGGCAUCGAGACUCUCUCUGGCGUUUUUGCUGGUGCCCUGGUUUUUGGAGUGCAGGUGCGCACUUUGCCUUCUACUCUCUCUGUGCACUUCAAUGUGUUUGCUUGUUCUAGGGUUUAUGGAGAUUUCUGCUUUGGACAAAUUGCCAUCUCUACUUCCAACACUGUGCUGCAUAGGAUAACGCAAGAAGUAUAUUAAGAACAAGGCCAUCUCAGAUAAAAGUAGAUGUAGCUUUCAUAGGACUUAAUUCCAGCAAAGCAAAGGUUGGCAGUGCACCAAACAAUAGCGUUUAUACUUCAUUCUUAUGGAUUGGAGAAGCCUAUGCAACAUGUCAAGCCAGAUGACAUGCAGAUGAGAAGGUUCUGCAUCAAUAGAAACCAGAGAAAAAUCUGUAUGUGUCUGUAUGACAUCUCAGAUAAAGCCUGAUGAUCAGCAUGAUGAAAGGUGGGGAGUUCUAUAGCUGGUUUAAGCUGGAGCUAGCUUCUGAAGUCCGGUCAGGUGUCUGUAUGUGUUGCCCCUUUUUAUUUCAUUUCAUGAGAAAAGAUUGUUAUUUGUUCCUUGAACUGUACUUGGUCGUACUUGUGAAUAAAUAUUUUAGCAUGGUUGUUCGACUUCUCAUAAUGUUUAUUCGA